GUUUUGAACGAAUCGUACGCGGGAAACUAUUAAUCGCUUCAGCUGGACAACAGAGGAGGUCGGUGUUGGAUAUAAAUUAAGAUGAAGGUGGUAACGUGUGAGAUUGCGUGGCACAACAAGGAGCCCAUCUACAGUCUGGACUUUCAGCACAGCUCAGAUGGACGCAUUCAUCGGCUGGCAACAGCUGGAGUGGACACCACAGUCAGACUGUGGCGGGUAGACACGGGCCCAGAUGGGAAGGCGGUGGUGGAGUUUCUGUCUAAUCUGGCCAGACAUACCAAGGCUGUGAACGUAGUGCGCUUCAGCCCCAGUGGAGAGCUGCUUGCUUCAGGAGGAGAUGAUGCAGCGAUUCUGCUGUGGAAGCUCAACGACUCUAAGGAGCCGGAGCAGGCGCCUGUGUUCCAGGAGGAUGAAGAUGCACAGCUGAACAAAGAGAGCUGGUCUGUGGUCAAGACAUUAAGAGGACACAUAGAGGAUGUGUAUGACAUCUGCUGGACACGGGAUGGAAACUUCAUGGUGUCUGGGUCUGUCGACAACACAGCUAUUAUGUGGGACAUCAACAAAGGACAGAAGCUGUGUAUCUUGAAUGACCACAAGAGCUACGUGCAGGGCGUGACCUGGGAUCCUCUGGGGCAAUACGUGGCCACUCUCAGCUGUGACAGAGUGAUGCGUGUGUACAGCACUCACACCAAGAAGAAAGCCUCCUGUAUCAGUAAAAUGAGCUCUGGGCCACUUGCAGAGGGAGAGGUCAAGCAGUACAGAAUGUUCCACGAUGACAGCAUGAGGUCGUUUUUCCGACGUCUUUCCUUCACACCAGAUGGGUCUUUCCUGCUCGCCCCAGCUGGAUGUGUGGAGAUCGGAGAGAACAUCAUAAACACCACCUACAUUUUCUCCAGAAAGGGCCUCAAGAGGCCCAUCGCCCACCUGCCGUGUCCGACUAAAGCGACACUGGCUGUGCGCUGCUGCCCCGUCUACUUUGAACUGAGGACUAAGAAGGAAGAAGAUGGUUCUACUCAGGUUCUUCCCAACGUAUUCCAGUUGCCGUACCGCAUGGUGUUUGCUGUAGCAUCUGAGGACUCCAUCUUCUUGUACGACACACAGCAGACCCUUCCUUUCGGCCUGGUGUCCAACAUCCACUACCACACACUCAGCGAUCUUACAUGGUCUCGUGACGGUUCCUUCCUGGCUGUAUCCUCCACAGACGGCUACUGCUCCUUCCUGUCCUUCUCUCCCGGGGAGCUGGGCACUCCGCUGAAGGAGCCCCCCACCCUGGAGAUCUUUGCUCCAAGCAGUGGUGUUGAGAAAAAGGGCAAGAAGUCAUCAGCGGCCAAAACCUCCCCUGUGACCCAGCCACCAAGCUCAGCCCCGAGUCCCACAUCCCAAACCAGCCAGACGAAAGACACCCCCUCUGUCACUCCCCCAGAGGAGAAGAAGAGCACGCCAAAUGCCAAGCCUAAACCUCAGCCCCGCAGGAUCACCCUCAACACCCUGGAGGGAUGGGGGAAGCCCUCUUCCCCUAAAACCACAGCACCUCAGACCCCAACAUCUGCAAGCACAAGCGCACCUUCUACUCCACAACCUCGCAUCACCCCUCUCACCCCAACCAACUCCUCCAAAACCCAGCCACGUGUCGCCCCCCUCACGCCCUCCACCCCUAAAAACCUGGACAGUCCUAAUAAGGCAUCUUCCACUACUCCUAAGGGCGCAGCCACCCCAAAGGGGCCCACCCCAAGGAGAGUAUCUCUGACUCCCGUUGCACCCCGAUCUCCAGCUGUCGGUUCACUCUUCCGCACUCCCUCAUCCACUGAGAAGGCCAAACAUGAGCGUCCGUCUCCUCCCACUGAUCCAGUGUGCCAGCCUCCAGAGUCCAAAAGGCCCAAGACCAGUGAGCCCAAGUCGAAGACCGGUGCCAAACAGUCUUAGUGUCCACUGGGAACAGUGUGGUGCUGUGAUAUCAGAAAAGAGUACAAACUGCAGAGGACAACAGUUAAAGAAGCUUCGGUACAAAACGACUAGGACUCCCCACGGAUGCAACACCACAGUGCAACAGCAUGUGUGUGGUCUGAUAUUGUCUGUACUUGAUUUAACUAGCUGAAUCUUUAACCUCACAGAAUGUACUCGGUUGUAAACAAACUGCAUUGCAGUAGAUGGCCUUUGAUUUAAUACCUAUUUUAGUCGUGUGUUUUUCUGUAUCAAAUGGCAAUCAGAUAAUGGUGUUAUGAUUGAAUUGUGUAACAUUUAGGUGGCUGAGUGCUAUUGUAAAAAGGAAAGUUGUGUCGUGAUUGUGACUCUAAAACUGAAUUCAAAACCUGAAAAGAAAGAAACAGAAGCACCUCAAGGUUUAGUGCCUUGUGAAAGCUUUGAAUAUACAGCCUGGGUCUUUAUUUGCUUCAGACUGCAGGCCAGCAAGGUGAGCGAAAAGCUCCAAAUUGUAAAGUCUUUUUCUCAUUGUCUAAUAAAGGACG
This is a messenger RNA of Epinephelus fuscoguttatus (brown-marbled grouper), 2465 nucleotides long. RefSeq names its product chromatin assembly factor 1, subunit B (gene chaf1b). Gene Ontology annotation, cellular component: nucleus; CAF-1 complex. The transcript has 14 exons. Gene Ontology annotation, biological process: DNA replication-dependent chromatin assembly; nucleosome assembly. Bases 82 to 1923 code for a protein of 613 amino acids. The record is from RefSeq and is a predicted model, not a curated record. Lineage: Eukaryota; Metazoa; Chordata; Actinopteri; Perciformes; Serranidae. Gene Ontology annotation, molecular function: protein binding.